Messenger RNA from Charadrius vociferus (killdeer), 2397 nucleotides. RefSeq names its product cytosolic phospholipase A2 epsilon-like. Gene Ontology annotation, molecular function: calcium ion binding; calcium-dependent phospholipid binding. The transcript has 19 exons. Gene Ontology annotation, cellular component: cytosol. NCBI's taxonomy places the organism in Eukaryota, Metazoa, Chordata, Aves, Charadriiformes, Charadriidae. The record is from RefSeq and is a predicted model, not a curated record. The coding region runs from base 43 to 2397 and encodes 784 amino acids. Gene Ontology annotation, biological process: glycerophospholipid catabolic process.
GAGUCCUCUCCCUGCUACCUGCUGACCGUAAGGAUCAUCCGGAUGAGAAAUCUCCAGCGAGUGGACACCUUAAGCGAGGCUGAUUGCUACGUAUCAUUGUGGCUGCCAACUGCGACAUGUGAAAGGUCCCGCACUAAAACUGUGAGAAACUCCAACAACCCAGUGUGGAACGAAACCUUCUACUUCAGGAUCCAGAGUCGGGUCAAGAAUGUGCUGGAGCUGACAGUGUAUGAUGAGGAUUUUGCUACUCCAGAUGACCAUCUCCUCUGUGCGCUCUUUGAUACUGCUAAACUUCCAAUUGACAGAACAGUGCUCCUGUAUUUUAAGCCUGACCCAAAGGCCAAAGAGGAGCUAGAGGUUGAAUUCAAAUUGGAGGCUGCUUCUGGUCCUCAUGAAGUCAUUGCUACCAAUGGAGUCCUGGUGUGUCGUGAACUUUGCUGCUUAGAAGUUGAAGUGGCAGAGAAGAAGCAGCAAAAAUCAAAGAAAGAGCUUUCCCUCACCGUGAAGGGCUCCUUUGAGGGCACACAGGAUAUCACACUGGGCCCCGACGGAGUGGCCUGCCCAUCAGGUCCCACCAAGUUCCACUAUAUCAAGUACGCGGAGCCAACACUGGACGUCAUGUUGCCAAAGAAGAGGCGCUACCACCCUUGGAGCUGUAAGUACAGUACAGAGACCGGCUCCCCAGUGGUGAUGCUGAAUUCGCUGCCCAUGGGAAGAAAAACAACCAUUGCGGAGGAGAAAAGGUUUGACUUGAAUGUGACAGCACAAAACUGUAAUUGUUCGUGCCACCAAGACCUGGACAUGCGCUUUGGGUUUGACUUAUGUUCAGAGGAGAUGACUUUCCUGGGGAAAAGAAAGAGAUAUGUAGCAAGUGCCCUGAAAAAUGUUUUUCACCUACAACAGGAUCUGCAGGAUCAUGAAGUCCCUGUGGUGGCUAUCAUCACGACAGGCGGGGGACUGAAGUCGAUGACAGGACUAUACGGCAGCCUCAUGGGACUCAAGAAACUAAAUCUCCUGGACUGUGUAACAUACAUCAGUGGGUUGUCCGGCACCACGUGGACCAUGGCCAACUUAUACAGAGAUGCCUACUGGUCACAAAAGGACCUAGACUCUCAUAUUGGUGAAGCCCAGAAACAAGCAACCAAAUGCAAGAUGGGCUGUUUCUCUAUGGAUCGCAUGAAGUACUACAAUAAGCAACUUUGUCAGAGGAAAGAAGAGGGAUACAGGACAUCAUUUAUAGAUCUUUGGGGGCUCAUGAUUGAGUACUUACUAAAUGAUGGGAAAGACUCCCACAAACUUUCUGACCAGCAAGAAGCACUGUGUGAUGGCCAGAACCCACUGCCCAUCUAUGUGUCCGUCUGCGUCCGGGACAACUACAGCACCAAUGAUUUCAAAGAGUGGGUGGAGUUCACCCCCUACGAGGUGGGACUGCUGAAGUACGGCGCGUUCGUUCGCACAGAGCAUUUUGGAAGCGAGUUCUUCAUGGGGCGCAUGUUGAAAAAGCUCCCCGAAUCCCGGAUCUGCUACCUUCAAGGUAUGUGGAGCAGUAUAUUUUCUGUGAACCUAUUACAAAUAUGGGGACUGUCCCACAGUUCAGAGGACUUCUGGAAGAGAUGGACACAAGACAGAAUAGAAGAAGUUGAUGAAGACCCCGUAUUGCCUACAAGACCCCACGAGCUGAGGACUCGUAUGUACACUCCUCCUGGCCCCCUGUCCAGCGCCCUUCGGGGAGCAUUGACUGACCGUUUCUCCGUUGCUCAGCACCACAAUUUCCUGAAGGGCUACCAGCUGCAUAGCAAUUACCUGGAGAACGAGCACUUCUGUCGAUGGAAAGACACUGUGUUAGACUCACGUCCCAACCAGCUGAUGCAAAAUCCUGAUCAACUGGGCAUGAUAGACGCUGGAUUUUUCAUCAAUACCAGCAGUCCACCACUUUUAAGGCCACAGAGGGAAGUGGAUGUCAUCAUAUAUUUAAGUUAUACUACUGGAUCACAUACAUCGUCUCUAGAUAAGGCAUGCAAAUACUACUCAGAACAGAACAUCCCAUUCCCCAAAGUUUCUUUGACUGAUGAAGAUAAGAAAAAUCUGAAGGAGUGCUACGUCUUCCAAGAUUCAGAUUCGCCUGGAUGUCCGAUCGUGAUUUUUCUUCCCCUUGUGAAUGAUACCUUCCGAGAGUACAAAGCACCCGGUGUCAAGCGCUGUUGCUCAGAGAUGGAGGGAGGACAACUCGAUUUGACCAGUCGUUUUUCCCCCUACUGCAUGUUCUCGGUCAGGUAUACCGACGAGAAUUACCGCCGGCUGCUGAACCUCCGUGAAUACAACGUGCUCAACAACUCACAGAUGAUUAUGCAGGCCUUGCAGACAGCGAUGCAAAGGAGAAUGCAAAACAUGUGCUAA